This is a messenger RNA of Leishmania braziliensis MHOM/BR/75/M2904, 906 nucleotides long. Its product is annotated as aldose 1-epimerase-like protein. Lineage: Eukaryota; Euglenozoa; Kinetoplastea; Trypanosomatida; Trypanosomatidae. Gene Ontology annotation, biological process: carbohydrate metabolic process. The transcript has a single exon. The record is from RefSeq and is a predicted model, not a curated record. Gene Ontology annotation, molecular function: isomerase activity; carbohydrate binding. Bases 1 to 906 code for a protein of 301 amino acids.
AUGUUCGCCUUCGCUCCCGACCCCCGCGGGCGCAACAGCAUCACCCUCCACAACGAAGACGGCUCCAGCAUUACCGUCUAUGAGCAAGGCGCGCACCUCAGCAGCUGGAAGACGAAGGAUGAAAAGGAGCACCUCUACCUCAGCCCCGCUGCGAUCUACGCUGACGGCACGGCUCUGCGUGGCGGCGUGCCGCUCAUCUUUCCGCAGUUCAAUGCCUACGGCCCAAUGAAGCCGCCGCACGGUUUCGCGCGCAUUCGUCCGUGGAACAUCGAAGAUGUCCAGAAUGGCAAGGCGACCUUCUCUCUCAGCACGUCGCUGUGCGAGCUGCUUCCGGAAGGUUGCUCCCUUGCUGGUGCCGCGACAAACGCCGUUAACCUGCUCUACACGAUUUGCUUCAGCAACACGGAGUUAAAGCUGCGCAUGAAAGUUACGAACACGAGCGAGGAGCACUCAGCGCCGUUUCAGUUUGCCUUCCAUACAUACUUUGCGGUAUCCGACAUUUCGCAGACGGUGAUCAACGGUGUCAACCGCUCGCCUUUCAUCGAUAACGGCAAGGCAUGCGGUAACCCGCACACCGAGCCGAGUCCACCGGAGCCGCUGUGGACCAUUCAAGGCGAGCACGACCGUAUUUACCCCGGCCAAUCGUGCGCCAUCGUGCUCCAGGACCUCGGUGCAAAGGCCGCGCUACAAAUCUCGAGCCCUAACCUGUGUGACGUGUGCCUCUGGAAUCCCGGCGCAGUCAAGUGCGCCGCGAUGAAGGAUAUGCCGGCGGAUGGCUACAAGCGCUUCGUAUGCGUGGAGCACGGCAGCAUGCUUAAGAAGAUAGUGGUAACGCCGUGCUCGAGCUGGACUGGAUCGCAGGAGAUCACGAUCACGACUCAAAGCCCUCAAGAAUCAAACAUAUAG